Molecule: messenger RNA, 1404 nt
Organism: Echinostoma caproni
Lineage: Eukaryota; Metazoa; Platyhelminthes; Trematoda; Plagiorchiida; Echinostomatidae
Source: the annotation of a GenBank genome assembly
GUCGUGAAGUUUCUCGUUGACCAUGGUGCUAAUGUGGAGAUUCCAAAUCGUCAUGGACACACCUGUUUGAUGAUCAGCUGUUACCGUGGUCAUAAUCGAAUCGUCGAGUACCUGCUGAGCAAAAAAGCUCGGGUAAACAGGCGAAGCGCCAAAGGUAAUACCGCUUUACACGACUGUGCUGAGAGCGGAAAUCUACGAAGUCUCCAGUUACUGCUCGAGCAUCGUGCGAUAAUGCGUAAAGAUGAAUACGGGCAAUCGCCUAUCAUGUCCGGAGCUAACGCAGCUUACAAAAAAGUGGUGGAAUAUCUGGCUGCUCUUAGUGAUUCAUUGCCUUGUCAGGCUUCCGAUUCAUUGGCUAUUAGUGUUCAUGAGAAAAUAGCGGCUUACGAAUUGCUCGGUGCGAGUCUCUUUGAUCGACAUUCUCUUGUUCAAGAUGCCAUCACCGCUUGGUUUCAAGCCUUGAAGCUUCGUCAAGAGGUUGGAUUGGAUCCCAAAUGUUUGAUUCCUCCUAUUCCAUCGUGUCCAUGUCACUCGGCGGGGUCUUCUCUUCCGACGUUGCCUAUCGAACGCAUCGAUACUAAUAUUUCUAACAAUAAUAAUAAUAGCAACAGUAGAGAUGCUUCAAACGUGAAUGCAAACAGUUGGCCUUUCGUGAGCCUGGCUGCCCGAGAAGCGCUAGCGCUCACCGAAGCCUUGCGUGAUCCGAAUCGGUAUCGGUUCACGACUCGCACAGAUACAUUGUGCACUACGUGUUCUGAAGCUGUACAUACCGACCCGGUCGAAUUCGAAUCUGAGAAAGAUAUGCAUAUUUCCGGAGAUGCCUCAGUCGUGUCCAACGAUUUAUACACUCGUAAGACUUCCAGUCUUCGAUCAGAGUUAUACUUUGCUUAUCGUCUGGAAUUGCAACGUGUUAUGGCGCAGUCCUCACAGACUCAAACAUUAUCUUCCGAACCGGGUUCCUCAAGGACAGCUUGUUCUUCCUGCUUUAUGUCCAACUCCAAUGCAUCAGCCGACCACCAGAAUCAUUCGGUCCCAUCGUCGGUUUCGACACAUUCCCCGCUGGCUCCAAUUCAAGUUUCUACCCCUGCCGAUCCCCUCUUGGGUGAAGAGCCACUGUGUUGGGAAGCGCCUCGUUGUCGCCGCUGGUCUCUGGAUCGCACACUUACGUGCCCUACUGUGAGUACUCACCCUCUCUCCAGUGGUCUCCAUCGCACCAAAGAUUGUUCACGGCCGUUCAUGCGACCAAAUCGGUGCCAACACUGUGGCCAAUUUACAGUUCGUCUUGGACAUGGAAUUCGACGCCAAAUCCGCGGUUUGUGUACACCCUGCAUUCUGAAAUCAGAAGUUCAGGGUAAGUUUGGCAACGCUUUUCUUAAAUUGAUCUAUUCCUCUGGCGUUUGCUAA